AUGAAGUUCACCGCGGCUCUUUCCCUGGCCCUUGCCACCUUCGUGGCCGCCAUGCCCGCCGAAGAUCUGUCUAAGCGCCAGGCCAUCAAGAAGGGCGGCAGCACUCUCGUCUUCAAGGAGCAGGGUGGCGUACCCGGAAACGAGUGCCUCACUUUCCGCAACAACGGCGAGAUCGUCAACGCUGCCUGUGUCAACACCGCUGCGGACAGACAGAUCACCCCCUCGACCCAGGGCGGCAACAACGUUCUUCUCGUCCAGCGUUCUUUCACUGCCGGCUUCAGACCUGACUUGGUGAACAAGCAGGCUUGCGUCGGCUUUAACGGCACCGCUUUUCGGGCCGAGGACUGCGCUUCGAAGAAUGUUGAGUUUGUGGCCCAGUCUGGCAACCAGCUUGUUGCCUCUGGCGGCGCCUGCUUGAACGGUCACGAUAAUAAGGCACAGGUGACUGUGUCUGCACAAGGACAGGGCUGUGCCGAGUUCACCACCACCUCUGUCAAGGCUACUGCCCCACAGCUCAUCUAUACCAUGAGUUCACUGUGUGUCUUUCACGGAGGCUACUACCAGGUAGUUGGGUUGCAGAUUGCGGAAUCAGAUGUAAGCAGGCUCUGCACAUAUCCACGUCAUUGUACAUGGCCAUCGACCAUAGCCUGCUUAUUGCAUAGAAGCUACCUCCACGUCAUAAGUAUGUCAGCCGCGGACAUGUCGCGCUGGCACGAGACCAAUUGCGAUCUCCCUCGUGUUGAGGUCGAAGAUGGAAUCCCCGUCUGUCGGGCGUGUCAUCGAACGGCCCAAGCGGUCGAGCCAACAGCAGACGAUGUCACGGCCGGUUCAAUCCCGGCCAUUCCUCCCAAUCAGGCAACAGGUAUGAUGAACCUGUGGUGGCCUCAUUCUGUUCCGUAUAGGCUUCCGCCAGAUGUUGUCAACAGCCACUUCAACAAGUCGGACAAGAGCCAAGAAGUCAGCGAAGUAGCAGAAAGUCUUUGCAUUCAAAGGAGACCAACCGGAAAAAAUGCCGAAGAAAAACACACUAUUCCAGCACUUCAUCCAUCACCCAUCUAUCCGAAGACAAUCCGAUCAGAAGAAUUCCGCCUGAUCAAUUUCCCGGCUGCCGAAACUUGCGAUGGUCUUGUACACCUGGACCUUGAAGUUCACGCCUUUGACAAUUGCCCCGAAUACGAGGCAGUGUCGUAUACCUGGGCCGGAGAGGACGAUGAUGGUGCUUUGAAGCAUCCCGUUUACGAGAUGCUUCGCUUCGUGCGACCCAAGCGAGGCUUACGAAUGCUGUGGGUCGAUGCCAUUUGCAUCAAUCAGGCCAAUGUCGCCGAGCGUAACGGCCAGGUUGCGAACAUGGCGCGAAUCUACUCAGAAUGCGUUCGUUGUGUCGUGUACCUCGGACCCGAUAUCGCUAUACGCCCUGAUGAGGACUACCCUCGACGAAGACGACUCCAUGAACUAGAAAUGGGCUUAACAGUACCUAAGUUUCCUACGCAUUCGACAGUGCCCCAGCCUAUGUUAAGACUAAAAGCUAUACUUGGGCGCAAAUACUUCUCUCGCGUCUGGGUAGUACAAGAGCUACUCCUCUCACACAACGUCGUUAUUCGUAUUGGUGACGUUGACUUCUGGAUCGACCCAAUUGGUGCGUCUUAUUUUUCAAUGAAGGCCUCCAGUUGGAAAUGGGAAAAAACAUACGCUCCCUGGGCUCAGCAUCUGACACAGGGUCAACCUAUGUCGAAAGACCUCACUGAGCUCUUAUUACUCACUUCAAAGUCACACUCUACUGAUCCUCGCGACCGCGUAUUUGGUGUAUUUGGAAUUUUGCCUAAAUCUGGGGACCAUUCAACUCGGCGUUACGCAGGUACACCGUUGCUGUCGGAGAAUGGCCUAAAAGCCGACUACUCGUUAUCAGCAAAUCAAGUUUUCAUCGGCACUUUCGCAUACUCCUUGUUGGUCCUCAAGAAACUAGAGGUGUUAUACCAGGCCUGUGGGCUCACAGGCCGUGCCCGAGACUAUCCCUCCUGGGCCCCAGACUGGAGAUGCAAGGACUGGAAUGCUAUCUUCAGCCCUCCCAGAACCGUUGGCAGACUGAAGCACAUCUGUGAGAUAAUCUCGAGGGAAAGUCCCACAUAUCAAGUCAAAAGCACAGCGUCCGAGUCAUUGGGCUCUGGAAUUGAUUGGAUUGAGGCAAACAAAUCAUGGCACCAAGGAGCCUUUGUCAAUAGUGCCACGGGAGCCUUGAAUGUGAAUCUAACGCAAUUCUUCACCUUCAAGACUAGACCGAUUCGUAUUGCCCGAAUGCAGGCCUAUCACAUCUUCGUCAUGCAACCUGAAGGCGCCAACGCAGCCUACAUCCUAUCAGAGUUUCGCCUCGACAAGCUCAUGGGUCUCGGAAACGAGAAAAUGUUUGUCUUGAAUGCGAGCGAGACUGACAAGAUUUUCCUCGUCCUACAGCCCAUAGGAAAUUCAAAGACAGAUUUUGCGCUCGUUGCGUCCUGUCCAUAUGCCUUCAUUGGGCAACCUGGCCAUCUAGAUUCAUCUGAAAAAAGACAUGGCCCAUCCUCCAGUGGCUGGAAUCUCCUCAAAGUUCUUCAAUCAAGCCUCUUCGACUCUCUCAGGAGACUUCAAGAAAUUUGCCUUGAAAAUAUCGUGGAUAGUCACGAUCACGGUGGUGAAGUGAGAAGGCGUUUGCUCCCCCAUGCACGAUUUUACCGUGAUCUGGUACCUCUAUACCUCAGACUGGUUGCUGAUGAUCAACCUGGCGUGACUCGGUCUGAAACCACAGCUGAGUUCUACCUUCGGUGGCUGACGGACCGGUAUGUGCCCCGGGUGGAGGGAGAAUCUGUGAUAUUCAAGUUCAGCAUGCGUGAGUGGAUAAGAAGCCACGAGGUGACGGGAAAUGCGCCAGAUAGUCGGACCCAGCAGGCUGUAGAUUGGUACCUCUCUACAGUUCGAUUGGAAUGGAAUGGCUCGAAGGUUGUUCCCGAGAACUAUCAAAAUCCAUGGGAAUUUCGGGUUGCAGGUCAAGGUUGGAAACCAGCUCUGAUGACUCAAUGGGACUUGGAGAGACAUCAUAACCGAUACUCGAAAUCGUUACUGGCAGAGUGGGUUGAAGUACGAUGCCCAAUUUCCAACUUUGAAGACUGGAUCUCGAUAAACAGAAAGUCAUCACUGUACCAUCUCCUUUCGGCAAUCCACAGGGCUUCAAGGGAAACAGGGGAAGGUCUUUCGGAUCUUAUUUCAAGAAAGCCGAAAGAAAGUGAUCGCUAUGUGGGCUGUAUAUCGAGGUCAGAGGACAUGGAACUUUGGAAUGAGCUAGGAAUCUAUGAUAGCACGUACAUGGUCAGUAUCUCGUGA
Colletotrichum lupini is the source of this 3351-nucleotide messenger RNA. RefSeq lists its product as uncharacterized. The coding region runs from base 1 to 3351 and encodes 1116 amino acids. NCBI's taxonomy places the organism in Eukaryota, Fungi, Ascomycota, Sordariomycetes, Glomerellales, Glomerellaceae. The record is from RefSeq and is a predicted model, not a curated record. The transcript has 7 exons.